This is a messenger RNA of Mizuhopecten yessoensis (Yesso scallop), 11656 nucleotides long. Its product is annotated as cilia- and flagella-associated protein 54-like. Lineage: Eukaryota; Metazoa; Mollusca; Bivalvia; Pectinida; Pectinidae. Gene Ontology annotation, molecular function: protein binding. The record is from RefSeq and is a predicted model, not a curated record. Bases 105 to 10694 code for a protein of 3529 amino acids. The transcript has 66 exons. Gene Ontology annotation, biological process: cilium assembly.
ACGUAAGGUGUCCAAUAUGGCGUCCGUGAAGCCAAAUCUAUCUCGUUCAUAGAACUCGUGUUUGGUUUAUUCCAUUUUGCGUUGGUAAUAUUUAAGAAUUUAGGAUGGCAGCGGUUCUGCGAGGCGCCGCUGUUGCCUCAGCGAAUCGAGGUCAGCCAAGUUCGUUCUAUAGCAAAGAUAAAACGAAUCCAGUGUUUCAGUCGCUGGAGCAGGAGACAAAAAAGUUCAUGGGCUACAUGAAAAAACGGAACGUGGCUGGUUACCAGAAGCCAGAUGAUGAACCCUGUUCAAGACCGGCAGACACAUUGUUUGACCUAUGGAAUAAGUACGAGCCCAAGCUGCCGAAGAUGUACUACCAAGAGAAACUAUUAGAAAUGGGCGACUUUUUGAUGACUGUUCAGGAGUACAGUUUGGCUCUGUGGCAGUGCUAUGAACGCUACCUACUCCACUUUGAACAUGUCAAUGAAGAGGAGAUUACUGAUGUUGACACCUUCAAGACUACGUUUUUCCCUGAAGGAUUUGACAGUGAUGAUGCUGGACUAACGUUUCGUGCAUUAAUGGGGAAGAGCAUCAGUAUGUACCAGGUGGUGCGGGUUGGUGAUCCCAAGCUACAGAACAAACAGUCGGUGGACAGAUGUGUCCAGAUUCUCUCCUUCCUCAGGCUUGUUAUGCAGGUAGUCCUGCCUCAGGAGAAACUCUGCUGGCUAGUGUAUAACGGAACAAUCCAUAUUUACAGUGUCUCUAGACAUAUGAUGUCACUUGGCCACUCGGCAAGAGUGAUUGAAUAUCUGCUGUGGGCCAGUGUUUGUAUGGAGACAUCAGUACCCCUCCUGGCUGUUAAGUACCUACCCUGGAGAGCAACCCUAUACACCGCAGUGUGUCAGUGCUACUUUGAUUGUAAGGUCUCUCAUCACGCAGAGAGGUCCGAGUUUGAAAUGAAUGCAUUUGCAAGACGAGGCUUAGCCAAGAUCAAUGAACUAAGUCGACUGGAGAGUUUGAGUAGCUCCACAGAGACUUUGGAGUCAGAGGAUGCCUUCCGCCAGGCUACAGUCAAGAUGGCUGUUAUGGUGUUCCGACGCUCAGCUUUUGAAACAAGGAGAAAACCGAAGGGUCUGCUACGUCCCAAGACUCGUGCCAACCUCAAGGAUGCCCAAAAUUUACCUUGGCCACGCACCCCAAGUGAAAAGCUGUUGUCGGACAUGUUAGAGGGCAGUGCCGCCCAGUUCUUGUGUAUCCUGGAGAGUUUGAACGACACAAACCGUCGUACCAUCCUAACAUCACCUCCAGCUGCUGAUAGUGAAGUCGAGAUCCUUGAUGUGUAUGCUGAAUUGUUCCUCGCUGGACAGGAAAUACUUUCUGGUGGAGGUGGUCGUAGAGGAUCGGGGGUAAAACCGACAAGCCACAUCCCUGUACCUGCUCUGUGUGGGGUCAUGAGGGGCAAGACUCUGCUGGGAAUGGCAACUCAUGGUGAAGAUGGAGCCACCAUUGAGGGCGCCAUCAAGUUGGUGAAGAUGGCAUACUGCUUUGAACAGUGGGAGGUGUUUGACCAGUUGAUAGAGAGUGUCCUUAUGUACAUCAGGAUCAUCAAGAAUCACACAAGUGAAUAUGCGUGGGAUGAAAAGGCCCUAGAAUUACUACUGGCCAUGGAGAAGGUGAACCCGAACCGGCGCCACAAACGAACAAUGACCUCCAUUGGCGAGGAGGACAAGGAGAAGGAUAGCAUCAAUCAGGACCUAGGGGCAGCAUCACAGGCAGGAGGGCCCACAUCAGUGAGGUCCCUGAAUCUGGGAGAUGAACUCAUCCACGUAGCUGAAGUGCUCAUAACCAUCAUUACUGGUCCAUUCAAGCCCUCGGACAUAGAGGUGGACAUGGUCGUGGACACCGCCCUCUUCCUGUGGAACAAAACCAAGGCCGUUUUCCAGAAACAUCAGACUGGGUCACUGGACAAUCCCAAAUAUCUGCAGAGGAUGGAUAGCCCUAACAAGUGGGUGUACAUCCUUGACGUGGUACACCAAGUCCUGGGCUGGUGUGGGCUCAGCAGUGUGGACCCAGCCCUCACCGCUGAGGUGGUACUGCGCCUCGCCCUGGUGCUGGAGAGCAGUGCUAACAUGGAUGAUGGGAAAGAGGAAGCCAUAAGGUCAAAGGUCGUGAAGGUAAUGGAAGACGCAAAGGCAGGAGGGGUGAAAAUCUCUCUGCCGAUGAAGGACAUCAUCUCCACUCUGAAGGAGUCAAAGACGUCCCUGUCAGAUUUCGGUAACCUUGGAGACGGUAGCCAGCAGUUUGUCAGUCGUACGUCCAUGCUCUCGUCGUCAAUGCUGAAUGUCAAUCCUCGUAUGCAGCUGAUGCAGGCUCGGGAGAUCCUGGAGAUGGGUCUAGAGAAUGUGUCGUACGCCAGGCAGGCCGUGGCCCUUACGGAUGGGAAAUCUAUCGCCGACGUCAGCUGGGCCAAGGACCUGAAUGAUGAAGUGUUUGAUCCUACUGACACGGAAAGGGAGACAACCAAGUUGACAGAAAGGGAGACAACCAAGUUGACAGAAAGGGAGACAACCAGAGCGACACUGGACACAGCAGCAACUGAGGAUCGCCCUAACAAGGCACCCCUAGAGAGUGUCAAGGGCUCCUCCACAGCAGUGUGGAACACCAUUAAAGACCUUCACCUGGAGCUCAUCCUCAUGUACCACCGAGUCUGUCUCAAGCUGGCCGCCAUGGGACCUGAUCCUGGCGCCAGUGUACAGCGUCCCUUCAAACGCAAGGCUGACCCCAAACUGGUGAGCGAGCCUAACAUUGGGCUGUUGGAUGUGGAGGGGUACAAGGAGCUACUCAGUCACUGUAACAAGAACCACCUGUCAAAGGCGCUGCUCUUCAUGCAGAGGGCGCUGUUACUGAGCGGGGACAAUGUGACCACUUCGACACAGAAAGCAUUAUUGCAGGAUGCAUUGAAGGCUAUUCAGAAGGCUCAGACAGAGGAGAGGCGUGUCUUCACAGAAAACACCAAUGUCACUGAGGAGGAUGUCACGCCCACAAAGAUCCCGCCUCCGCCCAUCCUCCUGUGUCGUACUGACACCAUGAUGGUCUUCAAACCUACCCCCUUUAUACCAGCGGAUGGACAGAAGAUUUCAUGGUACAGAAUAUUUGCGAGAUCAGCUGAGGGCAGUAAUGUGAGAGUGAGGCUGAACGAUCACUUUUUGCCCGGCACUGGAGAACAGGUACCCGGUGAUCGUAGUGAACUGAGAGUGUCGGGACUCAUCCCCAACGGUCGCUACCUGUUUGCUGUGGCUGCUUACAACAGAGAAGGAAAGCUGAUUGGUGAAUCUAUUGGGCAGAGUACCAAGCCCAUCCUGGCCUCCCACCCUCUCCCCGUACUGAUGACAUGGGGAUUCCUCAGCCAGAUAGCAUACCAGGUCGGGUGUUACGACAUCGCCAGACAGGCAUGUGAUGUUUUGUGGAACCACUUUAAAGCAGAACCCCCCGCCCCCCAGAGUGUUACCUAUAUGACAGAGUCAGAGCAGGACUUCAAACUGACCCUGAUGAGGUUGAACCAGAAGGUCGUCUGUCUGUCGUCACCAGUAUUACUUCGCCAAUUCCUCACCAGUAUAUUUAUUGGCGUGGACAUGAGCGUCAGGGAAGGACAACUCUUCUGUGAUGUUCUCUGUGAUAAAGGUCCUCUCUUCAAGGGACAGAUGAAGCGUCUUGCGGAGUGUGAGAGGAUGUUGGUGGCUAUAGAGUUAGCAGGCUGGCUGAAUGAAGCUAACUUGGCCCUCCAAUCUGUAGUCCAGGUGUAUGGUCUGUUGGCUCCCCUCAUCUUCUACAAGAUACCUUCUGUAGCUGUCAUACAGGUUCUUCAGCGUUGUCACGUCGUACUCCAGGAGAUUCCUGCUGGACUGAGACAGAAACGUCAACCGAACAUCGCAGACAGUCUACAUCACAUGACUGCUUCUAUCACCUACCACAUGGCAAAGGUUCUGAGAGCAUGGGGACAGAAACAACUGGCUAACUCACUCAAUGAGUCGGGUCGUAAGCUUUUGGCCCUGGAGACAUUUGACGAGCCGACUAGGAAGGACACUCAAAAAACCCCUGGGGAUGGGACAACAACUGCAGCUAGUGAUCUGCAGGUAGACAUAUCCAUUGACAACACUGACUCAGACACAGCACCACUACAGAUGAUGAAAAAGAAGCGUGCAAAGAAAAUGGGGGCAGGCGGUCAAGGGACCAAGGAGGAUGGGGACGGACCCACCAAUGAGGAGCUGAAGGCCUUGGAGGCCCACAUGCUGAGUCUGUCCAAACAGGCACAGUAUGACCAUGAACUGACCGGCUAUGAAGACCCCAGCAUCCUCCACGCCUACAUUGCAUACCUGCCAAGUAAACUGGCCUAUCGAGAAGUGGCCAAGUUCAAGCGGCGCCAUCGUUACCUGGAGUUCUUCGUCCAGGUAGCCCAGAAGGCCCUUACAGAGGGGAUGUCCCAGCAGGCUGCAGACUGGUGUGAUGAGACAGCUAACUGGCUUACCAGACGCAAUGAGCAGAUCAUUGGUAUGAAGCCAUUCCUAGGUAAGCAGCCUGGGGCAGGGGUUGUCACGGUGACGGGGGAUGAUCCAAAGCGUUUCCACGCAGCAGUGGUGGAGUACAACAAGGAAAAGGACAUGACAGUCCCUAAGAUCCCUGGCCAGAUGUCCAAGGCCUCUCCCAGCAAGUCCUCCCCCUCAAAGGCCACGCCUCGGCCCAAACGCCGGCGCCAAUACAAGCCCCUCCAAGUUAACCCCAACAUGACUGAAGCUGCGAGACAAGCCCAGGAGGAAGCAGAACUCAAGGCGAUCGAAAAGUUCACGGCCCACCUGCCCGACAUGUUCAAACAGUGGUUAAGACGAAGGCGUCUGCGCAAACUCUGUAUUGAUGAGUUACCAUGGAGAUGUCAGCUGACGUUAAUCCAGGGAUUGAGUCACUUCUCCUCAUUCCUACACAAGUUAGAAACACGAGACAAGGUUCUCGGCACCUCCAGCAGUAGCAUGUACAGGACCAACUUCCUAGACCAGGAAUGGUUCACGUAUGAAACUGCAGGGACUCUAGUAGUUGGCUGGGAGGGAGGACCGACGAGGAAGAGCGGGGACAAUAAACGCCAGAGGUACAACGGGCAGGGUUUCGACGAGUCUGACAUGGACAACAUGGAUGUUGGGUAUGAGCAGGAGGCACGUCCUCGCACUACUGCCACCGGCAUAGAAAUCGCCGCAGCCAUGGCAACAGGCAAUGCCCCACCCCCUCUGUACUUUAUACCGCCUGAGCCCGAGGACACGCCUCGUACAUACAGGUCUGAUGUCAGUAACAUGCCCAAGGCUACAGCCAAACCUAUGGACAACAUCAUGCUAUCAUCCAAGGAUACAGAGGAGGCCCUCCAUAGGACCUUCACCUACUUCAGGAGGGCCAUAAAUUUGGCCCACAGAGGUCAGCACUGGACAUUAUUACAGAAUGCAUGUCGGUCACUGUGGAAUUGUGCCCACACUGCCCUCCUGCGAGCUUUCUCCCCGAACCCCAACACGGACGACGGUCUGCUGUCCAUUGACCAGCUGCGCGGUCUAGUGUGGAGGCCAUUUUACAUGGCAGCGGACUGUGUCCUGGACAUGCUUGCUCAGUUCCAGCUGGAUCUAGAGGCCCAUGCCAAUAAGGAGAGGAAGAAGAACCGUAAGCUCGGAGAACUGUUUGAGUCAUGGACAGGGGAGGCCAAGGAUGAAAAAGGAGGAGCCAACCUGAAGUUUGAGAAUCCUCUAGACAACCUGAGCAUCAGUGACUUGCGCUGGGUACGGAGACUGGUGAUGAGAGUCAUGGAGCUGUUGUACUAUGAACAGAAGUGGGAAAAGCUGGUAGACAUCGCUCUCAGGUUCAGCGCUCUGUCCAAUGACCGGUAUGCGGAGCAGGUGAUACCGGUAUUGGUUCAGGCCCAGAGACAGCUUGAGGAUCAGAUCUAUGAGCUGGGCGGGGAGGUACCACCUCAGUCACACAUCAAACUCCUCAUGCAGCAGGUGAACGGCGUUAUCACAGCCAAGAAAUACAUACACAGCCAGUUGGUCGUCAGCAGUGACAAGCUACGCUCAUCUAACAUACAGCCCGGAGCACAGAUUGACCCCCUCGGCCAUGGCGCUUACACAAGUGAGGAUGGUAAGAGGAAUGUAUCGGUGCCCCUGGACGUACCCCACAGUCUGUCUGUACUGAGAACAGUGUUUGACAAGUCCCAGUACACAUGCCACGCCCUCCAACACAGCCGACGACUCCUGGUCCUCUAUCUGGCUGGACAGCAGAACUCAAGUGACUUACCCCUGAGUCGACAAGUGUCCAAGGUGGAGUUCACCCCCAACACAGCACGCCCCCAGCCUACCAUGCCCCUCGACAUCAGUCGUGAGGAAUAUCUACAUAUUGACGAUGUUCAGACUUCAUGCAUGCCACGCUCACAGCUGGGCACUGUUAUCUCCUCGUAUGAAAAGACCAUAGAAAUGUUGAUAGCCAAAAACCAACGAGGCCUAGCGGCCCAGGCAAUGCAUGAACUGGGUAACCUCCAGUACCACUCCUCCAACAUCAGGUCGGCGUACCAGUGGUGGGCGGAGUCCCUUGACUACACCCUCAACACCUCCGAUGCUCUCCACACCUGGCGCCAACUCUUUGAUAACAGCACCGAUGUCAGCUCGGACAUGCUGCAGCACUGUGGUCUGUGGGGAUGUGUACUUGGGGGUGUCCUUGCUUCAAAGAUCGCUCAGUAUAUACUGACCCAGGACCUUGGUCUGCGUAUGGAGUGCUGCUUCCUGUCUGGGUACUUCUUCAAGGCCCUGUUCCGAUCCUCCCUACCCCACCCUACUGCAGAUCGUGACUAUGCCAUGUACGAGGUCGGAGAGGGUUGUGAGGUCACAAACCUUGUCCCAGGCAUUGACCUCUUAUCCGACAAGUUUCGGAUGGACGGACGCACACUGGUGUCAUCUCUACGCUGGACAUCAGAAGAACUGGCGAGAGGCAGACAUAACCUCUUUGUGCUGCCACUGCUGACUCUGUACCUACACUUCACGACCUUUGUUUGCCGUGACCUCCAGCGUUGUGUUGAUGGCCGUAUCUUGAAGGUGCGGAUCCUCACAGACAUGUCGCUGUUCACCGAGGCGAUUAUCACACUUCAGCGACUUCUGCAUGGGGAGCGACUCCCACAUACAGGCGAUAGCAACUUCCGUCAGGUGGAGUCCAAGAUGAAGCCUGUGAUGUUCAACACAGCCAAGCCUAUUACAGAGCCAGCAAACAUGAAGCUGCUGGAGAACCUCCUAGACAAACGACUUCCCUCUAGUCUGGCCACGCUGUACGGUCCACACAUGACCUGUCACCUAGCGCUGGUCCAGGCCCACUUCUUUGUGUCCCUGGGGGAGAGUAUUCCUGUCAUCCCCGUCAUUGAGGAUGUGUUCUGCCAUGUUUCCACCAUUAUGCGCAAACUUGUGUCUCGCUACGUGAGGCAAGUCAGGGUACCUGAAGGGCAGGGGUCACUUAAACCAUACACUAUGAGUACAAUGACAAAAAACAAGAACCUGAAAGGCACCAACAGUAUGACAUCCAAACAACAGAAAGCGAAGUCAGCCGCCGAAAGUCGCAAGGAUGCUGAGGACGACCUGGAGAGUUUGGAGAGCGCUCAAGUCAAGCGACGCUUUACCAGCAGUAAGAAACCACUGACACUGGAGCUCAUCAAGGGCACAUUGCUAGCUGUGGCUGACCAGAUGGUGUCCACUAUAGCAGAAGUCAUCCAAGAAAAUGCUGAACAUGCUGAAAAUGGGCUGGAGAAGUUACCUGCUGCUGAGCUAGAGCUGGUGGUGUUGUGUAAGCUACAACAGGCCACCAUCGCGCGACAGAAACAGCACGCUCCACUGGCUGCUCGCAUCGUCCUGUCAUCCAUCAAACUUCUCAAGUCAUCUGACCUCUUCAAACCCAAAAAGGAUGUUCCCCAUCCUCCGAGAGGAAACACAACUCAAGACAGUCACACACGGGAUCGCCAAAAGCCCUCGUCCCUGAAGGGUCAGAACAGUUCACGCAGAAUCCACUACGCGGAGGAUGUGAAGAUUGUGUCUCCGGAAACAAACCAGUUCCAGUUCCAAAACUUCCAGAGUCGGUCGCGUCUUGAUGCCCGUCUUUGGCUUGACUGUCGCCAGGCACUGGUGAAGUGUCUCAUGCUGCAGGUUGGCGGCCUCGGACAAAUGAAAGUUGAUCCAGAUAUCAAAGUCCUCCAGGAGCUUGCCGAUUGUCGCCAGUACUGUGUUGAGGGUCUGAGUGAGGCUGAAGCUUGUGGGGACAAUGAGACCCAGGCAGACUUCCUGAUGUCAGGGGCCUUCCUCAACAUCAUAGAGGGCAAGAGUCUGGAGCACACUGCCUCUCUGGUCAAGGAUGUGAUAGGACUGCUCGAGAAGAUCCCUAAGCGAUCAGUUCCUUCUGAGCAGCUGUAUGCCAUGGCUAUUGUCCUGAAGACAGACAUUGAUGCCGUGGAGAGAGAGGAUGAGAGUGCUGUGUUUACAGAAAAGACACUGAACCAGUACCUGACAGCACAGAAUAUUAUAUUACAACAGAUGGAGGACCUUGGGGAGAAGAUUGAACACUACUACCCUAAGGGAGAGAAGUCCCACUUCUCUGCUCCUGUAGGUCCCAUGCGGAACAUCUACCUCCCACAUGUGCUGCGCCUAGCCCAGAUCAAGUUGAGAGUGGGCCACGCUAUGGCACGUAAUGCUGCCAAGUACAUUCGUGGAGGAACUGACAAUGACCCUGUGGUUACCUGGACCCACGCCCUGGGGGUACUGACCACUGCUCGGGAGCUGUCUCAAGUGGCAGUGAUGAGGGAGGCCAACCUAGAGGCUGAGAUCUUACUCCAACUUGGUAAAGUCCAGAGGAUGCUGGUAUACAUGGGCAAGUUUAACCACAGAAAAGCAGCUGAGACAUUGAUUGACUCCAUCAAAAUCAGCUUCUCAACUGACCAUGAUUUAGGACUGAUGCGACAGGGCUACCUGGAGCUUGCUCAGGUCUACCUCCACAGCGUUGGUAUGGUCCUCAUCAAGGAGAACAGUACACUGGAGUUUGUGGCCGACUCUGGGGAAGACGCUGCAGCCAAGCAGGCCGCUGCCAAGAGAAAACUCAGAAGCAAGACUAAGACUAAAGGCAAACAACAGAGUAAGAAAGAGCGUUCAGGCACACAGAGCUCAAUGAAGUCACAAGGCGAUAAGCCAGAUGAGAUGGCGGAUGUAGACAAGGAGAGGCGAGCAGCCUGGACGGCUAUUAGGUGUGCUGCGGCCUUGGGUCAGGCCCAGCGCUCCCGCAUUCUCCUCAUCGGGGACACCUCCGUCACAUCACAGCCUCUUACUGACGAUGCUCAGAAGCAGGUUCCUGAGUUUAUAGCACUUGAUCUUGUUAGUGACUUUGUCCUCGGGGAAAGGAAGAAAGUGUAUAAAAGCCAAAUAGAGGAAGAGUUAGCUCCCCUGAUAGAGGCCAAUGAGGUGAAGCAUAUUGAUACUUAUGAUGAGCAAGUGAUGAAGGCUCAGGAGGGAGCCAAGGAACUCAGCUGGAUACACUUCCUAGGCUACCAGAGUAUACUCCAGAGAUUGUGCAACACAUCCACGAUCUCGGCUUCCAGUCACAAAUCUAACCGAAAGGAAAAAGAUCCAGAGGAAGAGGAGCUUCCUGAGUUUGAUCUUGGUUUCAUCAGUCAUGCCCACUCGGACACCACUGUGAACCAUGACAUGAUCCGGUCGAUGCUGUUCUCGGGAAUGUGGUCCAGACGACUUACCAAGAUCCAUGAUUAUCUAGCCAACAACCUCCAGGCCUACAGGUCAGAAUGCUGUGGUAUCUAUCCCCCAGAACAGCUGGUGCUGCCCCCUACUGACACCAAUUAUGACCUCGAUGUGACCUUCAAGUCUUAUACUUCAAAUCUCACAGUUGACACAGACAAUUCUAUUGUCAUGGCAACUGUGGCAGAGCCUGGAGAGGCACCGCUCCCUCCUGGGACAGUGAUCAAGCCUUACAUGCCCUCAGAUAAGCCAAUUAUCUCCCCUGCAGACAUGGAGGUGGCACUGCAGUUCUACCAGCCAUCCCUGGAGGAGAAUGACCCCCAGAGCCCAGAAGCAUCAGGGGCAGAAUCGCGCAUCCUUUUGAUGCAUGCCAUUUAUAAAAAAAUGGGCUCUGUUUGUCAGCCGGGCGUGCAGUGGGUGUCCCUGUCACAGCUCAACGACCUUCAUGACAGGUUGGCUGUGCUGGCUCAGAGGGCAGAAAUCUCCCUGGUAGAGAAGAAGAAGAAGGAUCUUGUGGCACCUUCUCCAACCCCUGCCUCCAAACCCAAAAAGGGUCAGAGAAUCAAGGCCCUUUCCCCAAAGGUUGAACGGGAUGAGCGACUUGAGGACUUUCUUCCCAUCGAGAACCUGCUGAAGCAGUGUUUGGAUGAUGUAAAGACCCUGCUUGGUCUGCCCCACGCCAACUCCAUCGGGGAAUUGUCGGAGAAAGCCGAGAAGGAGAAAUCAGAAAAGGCAGAGAAAGAGAAAGCAGAGAAGACAGAAAAAUCUGAGACUGGAUCUGUGGUUUCUACAGAGCUGCCAUUUGAGGUGACGAAAAAGAACAUUGCAGCUUUAGAGAGUCUAUUUGACCCGAGCUUUGGCUACACGGCUCAAGGCACUGACAUCGUCCAGUGGCUUCUCAAGGUCAUCAAGUCCUAAGACGUUAUAGUGACCUUCCAUUGAUGACUGAAGAUUAUCAAGACUCAGUGGUCCAGUGGCUGUUCAGUGUCAUCAAGUCCUGGGGACAUUUUUCAAUGAAUACUGAAGGUCGUUCCCUACAUGUUACUGUGAUUGAAUUCUGUCAUUUGUGCUUAGAACUUUCCAAAAUUGUGAUAUUAUUGAACUACAUUAAUGAUUUAAAACUGUGAUAGAAAGACUAUGAAAAGAUUGCUUUGCUUCCAUUAAUUGAUAUCCAUCCACUAUACUACUGCCUUUUGUGUGAUUUGCAUCUUUUCUACAGUAUUGCAUAUCUAUAUAAGAAAGAUGAUACAAGAUGUUGAAAUCUGUGAUAGAAAAAAGUUAAGUUAUGAAUAUUGUUUUAUUCCAUUGAUUUGUAUAUAUAUAUGGUCAUUAUCCUAUUAAUAUGUAUUUUAUGAUGAUGUAGGUUUUUAUGCUGUUAAAAAGAUAUUAUUGAAUUGAAGUGUAAAUGUAUUUGUUAAAUGUAUUCCGUCCAUUGAUAGCUGAUUAAUAGUACUGGAGAACUUAAACUACCCGUCAAAGGGGCUGCUAUAAAUAUUAUGAUCUUUUAUAAGGCAGGAUACCCAGUGCUCUAAGCUAUAUGUUGUAUACAUGUCUCGAGUUAAUCCUUAACAACCAGCUAGACAUGUUGUCACGGCUUGGGCAUUUAUGGACCGGACCGUUAGCGCUAAAGUUUGAAUGUAUGAUACAGUUUUGGUACAUUGCUAGGCAAACCAACAGGACCCUAGAAUACAGUUAACGCUCUUGUUUAUGAGCUACUUAAAUACUGUAUACCACUGUCAAGUAUUCAUAAUGUAUCGACUAUCAAAUGUUUAGAAUUAUUUUAUUUUUAAAUAUUUUGUAACAUCAAAACUCCAAUAAAAAUACUUUUUGUAAUAAUUUAUUUUCAAUAAACAAUAUAUUGGAACUCAUUCCAAAAUCUU